AUGGCAGAUCUUUCUUCAUUUAGCGUCCUGAGCUUCCCCGAUAACCCGAAUCUCCGAAUCGUCGCUGGCGUCGCCUCUUUUUCGGACGUGGUCGUGUUGUAUCCUGCUGGUUCUAUCAACCCUGGAAACGAGGUCAGGCCACACGGUGGCGUGCAGAACGUUACGUUGAAUUUUAGUGCGUUCUUUUCCGUGGACUUUGAUUGGGUGUUGGCAGGAAAGCUAUCAGGGUUGUAUGGCGUCUCUGCUGCAAAUUCCUUCAGUACUCGGUUGAUGUGGAGGAAGGAUGGCAAGGGUGAACUUUACUUGACCAAAAAUCUCUGCGAUGAUCCUCAAUCUGUCUGCACCACUGUUUAUGGUUUCUCUAUCGGUCGAGGCUCAUUUUUUCGCAAAACUGUCGUCCUGAACACCACUGGCCUAACCGACGGGUGUUUCAACGCUCGAUCACAUUCUUCGGCGGCCAUGAAGACAAGGUAUACAACCCCAAAGGAUCAAUACACAUGGUUCAAGGACCUUGCAAUGUGUUUGAAUGAAUGA
Molecule: messenger RNA, 534 nt
Organism: Guyanagaster necrorhizus
Lineage: Eukaryota; Fungi; Basidiomycota; Agaricomycetes; Agaricales; Physalacriaceae
Exons: 7
Coding region: 1-534 (177 amino acids)
Source: RefSeq, a predicted model, not a curated record